AUGAGAGCCUCGUCCUCUCUUUCAAUGUCUAUCCUCGCUAUACCCGCUACCGUCGUCAACGCUACCGCACUCCAAUUAUCAAUACAUAACCCGCCCCAUCCGGCUGACCGGAGAGAUUCGUCGGCCUUUGCGGACCCGAGGGAUGGUGGCGGCAGAUGGCUUGACCUCGUACCAGACUCCGGAGGCCAGGGCGAGCCUUUGAACGUCGUCAUCGCUGCGACGUCCGACGCCGCCGUGCUCGUGGAGCAACAGAAUGACGGCGGUCUCAUCAACUAUUUCCAAUCUAUUGGCUUUGCGAACGAGUGUUUAGGGCAGCACGAGGGUUCACACCAGCAGGCCAAUCUGGGCGAUGGGAACGGUUACUUGAACGAGUCGGCCGUGAUACGAUGGGAUUAUGGAGAUGCGGUGCUGGGGACGUGCAAGGAGAGUAUAGAGGGCGGGAACCACUUCCGGUAUUGGAUACAGAACGGCGACAAGGCGAAUACCGGCGCUGUGUUCUUGGCUGCGUCCUACGAGAUGCCUGCAACAGAAAGCCACAAUGUUAUCAAGAAUGGCUACAACCUCGGCCGCGAUUGGCUAGUCGGAAACGCAACUGCGCAGUCCUCCACGAUCCCCACAUUGAAUGUCACGAACCAGACGUCCUAUUCAGGUCAAACCACGAUGAACGGAUACGUCUACCAGACGAGCGUGCAGUAUACGUCGGGCUUGUUGGCAAACUCGAGUGACCAAGUGAAUCAUCGAGACACUGUCGCUUUGAGUGGAUUGCCGGCGGUCGAUGGAUUGGUGGCGGUCAUGGAAGUUAGGAUAUUGCAGAAGCCUGCGUCGACUUCGACAUCUGGUGCGCCGGCGCGCUGGACAGCACGAACGCUUACGUCGCUACCAUGUCUCCUGCUCCUUGCUCUCACAGUCGCUGCUUCAUCACUCUGA
Messenger RNA from Peniophora sp. CBMAI 1063, 927 nucleotides. The record is from the annotation of a GenBank genome assembly. Lineage: Eukaryota; Fungi; Basidiomycota; Agaricomycetes; Russulales; Peniophoraceae.